GGCCGGGGGGGCGCGGGCGCCGCGCGGCGCCCGAGGCGAAAAAGUAGCUGUCAAAUGCGCGGCGCCUUUAACCGGCGCGAUCAGUGCGGCUCGGCGAGUCAUGGCGACCGCAGCCUCCAACCACUACAGCCUGCUCGCCUCCGGCUCCCCCAUGGUGCACGCCGAGCCGCCCGGCGGCAUGCAGCCCGGCGGCGGCUACCGCGACGCCGGCGCCCUGGUGCAGGCGGACUACGCGCUGCAGAGCAACGGGCACCCGCUGAGCCACGCUCACCAGUGGAUCGCGGCGCUGUCCCACGGCGGCCCCGGCGGCGGCGGCGGCGGCGGCGGGGGCGGCGGAGGCGGCGGCGGCGGCGGCGAGGCGCCCUGGUCGGCGGGAGCGCUGGGCCAGCCCGACAUCAAGCCGGCGGUGGUGCAGGCGGGCGGGCGCGGCGAUGAGCUGCCGCCGCCGCCGCCGCAGCACCCGCCGCCGGGGCGGGCGCCGCACCUGGUGCACCACGGCGGCGGCGGCGGGCACCACGCGGCGGCAGCGGCGGCGGCGGCGGCGGCGGCGUGGCGGGCGGGCGGCGCGGCGCACCUGCCGCCCGGCAUGGCCGCGGCCAACGGCGCGCAGGCGGGGCUGCUCUACUCCCAGCCGCCCGGCUUCACCGUCAACGGCAUGCUGGGCGCCGCGCAGCCGGCGCUGCACCAUCACGGCCUGCGCGACGCCCACGAGGAGCCGCCGCCGGGGCCCCCCGGCCCGCCGCACCACGGCGCCGAGCACCCGCCGCCGCCCCACGGCCCCCACCCCGGGGCGGCCGGACCGGCGCCCGCCGCCGCCGCCGCGCCCCCCGGGCCGCCGCCGCACCACGACCCGCACUCGGACGAGGACACGCCGACCUCGGACGACCUGGAGCAGUUCGCCAAGCAGUUCAAGCAGCGGCGCAUCAAACUGGGAUUUACCCAAGCGGACGUGGGGCUGGCGCUGGGCACCCUCUACGGCAACGUCUUCUCGCAGACCACCAUCUGCCGCUUCGAGGCCCUGCAGCUCAGCUUCAAGAACAUGUGCAAGCUGAAGCCUUUGUUGAACAAGUGGUUGGAGGAGGCGGACUCCUCCUCGGGCAGCCCCACCAGCAUAGACAAGAUCGCGGCGCAGGGCCGCAAGCGGAAAAAGCGCACCUCCAUCGAGGUGAGCGUCAAGGGCGCGCUGGAGAGCCACUUCCUCAAGUGCCCCAAGCCCUCCGCCCAGGAGAUCACCUCGCUCGCGGACAGCCUACAGCUGGAGAAGGAGGUGGUGAGAGUGUGGUUUUGUAACAGGAGACAGAAAGAGAAGCGCAUGACUCCCCCGGGAGGGACGCUGCCGGGCGCCGAGGACGUGUACGGGGCCAGCAGGGACACGCCGCCGCACCACGGGGUGCAGACCCCCGUGCAGUGAACUCGCGGCGGGGGCGCCCGGCCCCUCCUCCUCCUCUCCUCCUUCCCCCAACUUUUGAUUGUCCUCCUUUUUUUCUUUUUUGUUUUUCUUUUUUUUUAAUUUUCUCCUAUCUUUAAAAAAAAAGACAAAAAAACAAAAAACAAAAAAAACCGCGCAAAAAAAAAGAAGAAAACAAAACAAAAAGCGAGCGAGCGAGAGGGCGAGCGCGAAUCACAGCAGACAGACAGACAGACAAAGCACCUGCACCGGACUGUCCCUUAGACGGCAGCAGGUGCGAUGCUGUAUUUUGACCUUUCCAGGCGAGUGCCCGUGCACCGGAGUGGAGUGAGUACCGCGCACAGGCAGGCAGGCAGCGGCAGGCACCGGCAGGGCAGCGACAGGCACCGGCAGGGCAGGCGCAGGGCGAAGCGGUUCGCACAAAACUCCCUUGCUCGGUGGCGAAAAAAUACGGCGCUGCCCGGCCGGGGAGGGGGCGGGGGGCGGGGGGGGGGGCGCAGCCACCUCGGGUCCCCUCCGCAGCCCCCUCCCGCCACACAAAGGCAAAUUGCAUUGUGGAAUGUCUCUCGGUGUUGGCACAUGCUGCUGUGUUUAUUUUCUGUGGAUCCCCUGUAGGAAUAUACGGGAAAAAAAAAAAAAAAAGAGAAAGGAAAAGCUAUCCCUUUUGAUGUAGACAGUAUUUAACCGUACCAAUUUGCACUGCAAGAAAAUCGAAGUUUACAUAAACAAAUUCUUUUUUUUUUCUUUUUUUUUUUCCCCUUCCUUUCCGACCUUAAUUUUGCAAAUGACUUGCAUUUUCCACGGUGAGCGUUAGUCAACCAGUGACCGGUCUACAAUAUGUUACUGUGUUUUAGCCUUUGCUUUAUGUGUAUAUGUGAACUUUUGUUAUAAACAAGUCUUCUUAAAUAUGUGUAACGCUUAUUUUCUCCUUUUACUGUAGCAAAAAGAAUGCGUAUAUCUGUAUGUAUGUAUACAUAUGCAUGCGUGCAUAGACGUACAUAUAUACACAUAUAUAACCUCUAUAUAUACACAUAUAUAUGCACCGCCAGCUUCCAUUCUCCAGAGACGUGACUCUCGUAAUUGCUUAAUAUACGCCUUCAACGGCAAGAGUCGAGUUUGGAGAAGGGAGAAUAAUGCAAAUCGACAAAGUAAACUUCAUUUUCAGGCAGUGUGUCCGGGGGCCGAGCCGCAGCCAGAGGGGGAGGGAAAAAAAUAUAUGCAGCCCUUCCAGAUUGUGUCAGUGCGGGCGAGCCAGGCCCGGUGUGGGAAAAGGCAGAGACGAAACAACACGUUUCCAGAGUUUUCCCGGAGAAAGUGGCACUUCCUUGAGAGGGAAAGGGGAUUAUUUAGCUUCACCCCCACCCCCAGCCCCCUUCCCUUCCCCUCCUCCCCCCCCCGAGGCUCCCCGUGCGUGCCUUUGGCAUCCCCGGUCCCACUGCCCGGGCAGCCCGUGCCGAUGUCAGCCUCCAAAACUUUCUUUCAUUGAGCAGUUUCGCAGCAAGGCAGAGCCAGGGAGAGCCCGAGGAGCUGCUG
This is a messenger RNA of Grus americana (Whooping crane), 2941 nucleotides long. It is a transcript of the gene POU3F2, whose product is annotated as POU class 3 homeobox 2. The record is from RefSeq and is a predicted model, not a curated record. The transcript has a single exon. Gene Ontology annotation, biological process: brain development; regulation of transcription by RNA polymerase II. NCBI's taxonomy places the organism in Eukaryota, Metazoa, Chordata, Aves, Gruiformes, Gruidae. Bases 101 to 1411 code for a protein of 436 amino acids. Gene Ontology annotation, cellular component: nucleus. Gene Ontology annotation, molecular function: DNA-binding transcription factor activity, RNA polymerase II-specific; RNA polymerase II cis-regulatory region sequence-specific DNA binding.